AUGCCAUCCCCGGCCCUAAACGCAGCGCUAGGCACUCUGGGCGGCCUGGCCGCGGCGGCACUGGUAGCUUGGCCUUUGGCUAUCUGGUAUGAGGUGCGCAAGUGUGAGAAGCCCAAGCACACGGUCCUGCGCACGCUGGGGCAGAAGAAGGGGUGGUUUGGCAAGGUCCGGCCGGCGGCAGAGGUCCGCCUGUACUCUCCCUACCUGCUGGCUGAAGUGACACUGUCUGGCGGCAACAUGGACAAGGCGCUGUCAGACGGCUUCCGCCAGAUCGCCGGCUUCAUCUUUGGCAAGAAUGUGGCAGCCGACGGCGCCUCCAGCAAGGUGGCCAUGACCAGCCCCGUGACCCUGGAGAUGGGCGGCGACAGCCAGAAGAUCGCCAUGACAAGCCCCGUCACCGCCGAAAUGGGCCCAGGCAACGAGUUGAAGGUGUCCUUCAUCAUGCCCAGCCAGUACACCAAGGACACGCUGCCCAGGCCAGUCAACCCCAAUGUGGUGAUCAAGGAGAUGCCGGCGCGCACGAUGGCGGCGUUGGCGUGGCACGGCAAGCCCCCGCGCGAGGCGGAGGUGCAGGCCAAGGAGGCGGAGCUGCUGGAGCUGCUGGGCGAGGCGGGGCUCAAACCCAAGGGGCCCGUCCACUGCUGGCAGUACGACCCGCCGUUCCAGUGGCGCUGGCUGCGCACCAACGAGGUGCUUUUUGAAGUUGAGGACGGCGCGACUGCCACCAGCUGA
This is a messenger RNA of Chlorella variabilis, 732 nucleotides long. RefSeq lists its product as hypothetical. Lineage: Eukaryota; Viridiplantae; Chlorophyta; Trebouxiophyceae; Chlorellales; Chlorellaceae. The transcript is spliced from 7 exons. The record is from RefSeq and is a predicted model, not a curated record. The coding region runs from base 1 to 732 and encodes 243 amino acids.